AUGCAAAGAUUAGUUAAAUAUCCCCUCCUUCUGGAAACUAUAGCAAAAUAUACAAGAGAAGGUAGUGAAGAAUUACAACAUUUAUUACAUGGAAUUGAACGGGCAAAACGUAUUCUUUCUGUUGUAAAUAGUGAUAAAAGAAAUGCUGAAAAUGAAAAAAGAAUGGAAGAGCUUCAACAAAGAUUAGAUUUUACUGGAUGUGAAAAGAGCUUUUUUCAACGUUUUGACUUUAGAGCUCACAAACUUAUUUAUGAUGGUCACUUACAAUGGCGUCAAGCACGCGGCAAAACAUUAGAUUUACAUGUUGUUCUAUUAGAACAUUUACUUGUUUUCCUAACAAAAUUGGGUUCUGAUUCUGGAAGUGCUUCAACCCCUCAAAAAUUGCAAUUAAAAAUUCAUGAAGCUGGUUGUAUUCCUAUAAUGCGGCUAUCGGCAGUUGAGGUAGAAGAAAAGCCUGGGGAUAAGCGUUCUUUCAAUUUACUUUAUAAGAGUGAUCUGAGGGUAUUUGAAUUAGUUGCGCAAACAGCUACAGAGAGGAAAACUUGGUUCCGGUUGAUCGAAAAUCAAGUUUCUGUUACCCGUUCCUCUCCCAUUCCAACAGAUUUUGACAAUAUUCUUGAUGGGAUUUUAACUAGUGGAGUACAACAACAACAAAAUAGGGCAACUCCACCUCCAUUAUUAGCCCAAAGAGCGAAUGUUGUUGAUUCUGGGUUACAACAUCAAGUAGCUAAAGUUGAGCAUGUACAUGUUUUGACACAUCCAGCACUUGUUAAUGCUGUUAGUUUUUCGAUUUUUAAAAAAUUUAAAAAAUGA
Molecule: messenger RNA, 813 nt
Organism: Meloidogyne enterolobii
Lineage: Eukaryota; Metazoa; Nematoda; Chromadorea; Rhabditida; Meloidogynidae
Source: the annotation of a GenBank genome assembly